GAAGAAUGCAUUGAUGAGCUGGAAAAGUUUGAGCAAGGUUAUGCUUUCUAUUCUUGUCUAUUUAUUAUUUCAAAUUUCAUCUAUAUUUUCUGCCUUGUAUUAUGAUCUUUCCUCUCUUUUCUUCAUUAAAAGCUGCCAAAUGUUGGUCCUCCUGCUCACUGAAACAAGCAAUGUACUGCUUUUUGUCUUUUGGAAACACAUAUGUUUCAAUUUGAACUUCUGGUGGAAGCCAAAAUAUCUGAAAUGUCCCUGUCCCUGUCCCUUGAAAGAUAAUCUGAAAUGUCCCUGUCCCUGAAUCUAAACAAUGCUGGUGGAAGCAUUAAAGGCUGACUUUGUUAAGAAGUGAUGGAUAAAGGACCAGAACAAGGGAUAAGACUCACUACAACGACCCUGAAUAUGGACCUAGAGGCUGAUCUAUUCAGGUCCCUGACCCAGUACGCAGCUAUAACAGCUAAAGAUAUCAAGAUAACACCGAAAUCCCUUAAGAUCAGGGAUAGAGACGAAUCUCAAAGAGAUAACUGAGACUAAUAGAGAAACAAUCCUAUUAUGAUACAAAGACUAUACAAUAUAUAUAUAGACGAAGCCUAAGCCAGGUGGGAGCUCAGCGACAAUAGUGACAAAGACGAUCAUCAAAACCAUCAUUUGGCGCCGUCUGUGGGAAGCGACAUUCGUUUCUAAUAUAAGUUUUAAUCUUGGUUUUGAAGACGGAAUGGAGGGAAGAGAAGAACCACCACCGCCGGGAGUGGUCGUGACUACAACAGGCUUACCAGCAAGCAGUGGUCCGAUCAUCCCACCCCUGAUACCCGAAGGAGGAAUCAGAAUUAGCGUUCCGAUCUCCAGUGGGACCAUACCAGCAACCACGGGGGUCGCGUACGACAUCACACCACCACCCAUGAUGAGAAACGUUCAGGGAAUACACCCACUGAGGAACACAACCUCGCCGUGGGGAUAUUAUACUCCACAAUACCAGCCACCUAUGACCUAUCAGCAACAGGCAGGAGGAUGGUAUCCAGGUUACUAUCCGUGGAGUCAGCCUAACCAACCAGGGUAUCCGCGACCCGUCCAGCCUAUUCCUUUCCCGUCUCUGGACACAGAAGGGACAGUGACGUCAGCGGCACAGAUACCCCCAUACGUACCCCAGGGGGUGCCUAUGCCACCCCUCUAUCAUGAAGCAGUAAUGAAGAGCAUCAAUGACUUCCAGGACCACCUGAUAGGACUAGCAAGAGAUCAGGAGAAAUUCGCAGAAAAGCAAAACCAGGGAGUUGACGUAGGAACCAGACGUGGAAAGGACCCCCCAGUCACCAAGGAAAAAGAAAGAGGAAACGCACCGAGAAGAGGACAAUCGGAGCCCAUACUACAAAAGGAGAAGGAGCAGCUAGACAAAGGACCAGGAGCAGUCCCGCUCCUGGGAGAUAAGACGGCCCAGGAGAAGGUCGCAGAAGCAGCGGUGCGGAAUAGCGGUCGAAUUCAUGUAAUCGAAGACGACAAAUCAAAAGGAACCAAGAUGCCAGGGAAGCACAGCAAAGACGCAGAAAGCCAUUCAUCCAACAAGAGGAGGGGAGCGGACGAAAGGAGCAACAUUGACGAGAAAAUUAAGAACGCCAUGAAGAAAUAUCAGAAAGAAGGCAAGGGAGCAGAGGAGGAGCGAGAGGACGAAGAUUCCCCACUUAACUCAGAGAUACAGUCGGUAAGGUUUCCUUCGAGGUUUAAACUACCAACUUUUGAGCAUUUUGAUGGAACAGGAGAUCCGAAAAGCCACAUCUCAAAGUUCAAGACGAUCAUGAUGCUACAAGAUGUGACUGAUCCCAUGCUCUGUAGAGUGUUCCCUGCGACGUUAAAAGCAUCGGCGCAAAAAUGGUACUCAUGUCUUAAGGCAGGGUCAAUAAGUUCCUUCUCCGACUUAGCAUCGGCAUUCAAAGCAAGGUUCAGGACAAAUAUCCCCAUGCAGAAGAGUUCCAGCGACUUGAGGAAGUGCAAGCAAGGAGAGCAGGAGACCCUCAAAAAUUUCGUAGAAAGAUUCAACAAGGAAGCAGUGCAAAUCGAAAACCUGAACCAUGACACAGCCAUCGAAGCAAUGAAGAUGGGAACAAAGUUUGAAGAACUCCGUGACAAAAUCCUGAUGAAAAAGCCAACCACCUUUCAAGACUUAAUGCUGAUCGCUCACAAAUAUGUGGAACUAGACGAAGCCAGACGAACCCUCACGAAACAACAGGAGCACACCAAGCAGGAUAGUUCCAGAUAUCGAGGGAAGAAGGAGGAAGAACGGCCACGGACUCAGCGAUAUGGCGCAGGACACAGACCCUAUGACUUCACCCCGUUGAAUAAAGCCCCAGUGUACAUACUCAGCUGGAUGAAACAGAAUCGAGUGAUGUUCAACACACCCCGGAAGAUGGACCCGGACAUCCAGAGAGACAAGAGCAAAUACUGUCGCUUCCAUGAGGGCUAUGGCCACGACACGGACAGAUGUUGGGACCUCAAAAGAGAAAUAGAGCAGCUAAUCCAGUCUGGACUCUUGAAGAAGUUUGUCAACGACAGACCAGGAGACAAAAGAAAAGGGGAGUUAACAGAAAAGGAGGAACAAAACAAGAAGCAGAAAGAAGUCGCAGGCGUAGUAAACGUGAUAGAAGGAGGAGAGCCCUACAGCAAUAAUCAAAAAAAGAAGAGAAACAGAAGAGGAUCGGCCGCGGUGUUCACAAUUGAAAGAGAAGUAAUCCCAGAGAUAUCGUUCGGACCAGACGAUGGACAUCACGUGAAGGGACCACACAAUGACGCGUUGGUGAUAGAAGCCAUAAUCAGGAAUCACCUAGUAAAACGGAUACUGGUAGAUGAAGGCAGUUCCGUGAACUUAUUAACCUUGGAGGCAUUCAAAGAGAUGAAAGGCUCAACAACAGACCUGCGGAAGUCCUCAGUCCCACUAGUAGGCCUGGGAGGAGCACCAAUACGUCCAGAAGGGACAGUAAGUUUAUAUGUAGAAUUGGGAAAUAGAAGUGAAGGGCCAGUCAAAAAGAUGCAUGCUCAGUUUAAUGUAGUAGACCUUCCACUGGCCUACAACAGCAUACUGGGCAGACCAUUCUUGUACCAGACAGGAGCAGUAACCAGCAUCAGGCUGCUAACCCUGAAAAUGCCAACACCAUCUGGGAUAGUAGUGGUCAGAGGAGACCAGGAGAUGGCCAAGGAAUGCUGCUUGGUAACAACAAAGGAGGAUGAAAGUUUAACUAUUGAGGCGUUCCCAGGAGACGCAGUAGAAGAGGAGGAGUCACAAGGAGCAGAACCAGUAGGCGUCAUGAAAGAGCUUCACCUAACUGAGACCAAGAUGGUCAAAGUAGGCACAGAAGUACCAGAAAAGGUAGCACAUGAAAUAACAGAGAUACUGAAAAAGAACGUGGAAUCUUUCGCUACUGAACCAACGGAGAUCGUGGGAAUCAAUCCCAAAGUAGCGUCGCACAAACUGAACGUGAUCCCAGGCAGUGUACCCAAAGUCCAAAAGAAGAGGAGGUUCACUGAGGAGAGGCAGAAGAUAAUCGCAGACGAAGUAAACAUUUUGGAGGCAGCAGAUUUUAUCCGCGAAGUUUUCUACCCUGAAUGGGUGGCAAACGUCGUCCUAGUAAAGAAGGCAAACGGGAAGUACAGGAUGUGUGUCGAUUUCACAGACUUGAACAAGGCCUGCCCAAAGGACAGCUAUCCGCUCCCCAACAUAGACCAGUUAGUGGACUCAACAGCUUGUUAUCUCCUAUAUAGCUUCGUAGACGCAGCGCAGGGGUAUCAUCAAAUACCGAUGGAGGAGAAGGAUCAAGAGAAAACAUCAUUCGUCACAGACCGAGGGACAUACUGUUACAAAGUCAUGCCGUUUGGAUUAAAGAACGCAGGAGCCACCUAUCAACGUCUGGUCAACUUCAUGUUCCAAGACCAGCUGGGGAGGAAUGUAGAGGCCUACGUGGACGACAUAAUCGUGAAGAGCCUAACAGCAGAGGAACACGCCCAAGACUUAGAAGAAACCUUCAAAGUCCUGAACAAGUUCGGAAUGAAACUCAACCCGGCAAAAUGUGCUUUCGGUGUUAAAGCAGGAAAAUUCCUAGGCUAUCUGAUCAGCCAACGAGGAAUAGAAGCAAACCCAGAAAAGAUCCAAGCAGUGAUAGAUAUGAAGGCCCCCCAGAGUGUGAGGGACGUACAGAAGUUGAAUGGCAGAGUCACGGCACUGGGACGUUUCAUUUCUUCCUCAGCCAAAAAAUGCCUGCCGUUUUUCAAACAACUCCGGAACAUGAAAAAAUUCAAAUGGGACGAAGACUGUCAAGUCGCAUUCGAAGAAUUAAAGGCAUUCUUGACCAACCCGCCCCUACUGAGUAGGCCCGUAGCCGGGGAGAACCUGUACCUGUACUUAUCGGUAGGGAGAGAGACCAUCGCCUCAGUACUAGUACGGGAGGAAGAGGAGGAGCAGUGGCCGAUAUACUAUAUAAGCAGAACGCUAAAAGGGGCAGAGCUCAAUUACCCAACCAUAGACAAACUUGCACUUGCCGUCGUCGUAACCACCAAAAAGCUCAAGCCGUAUUUCCAAGGACACACAGUCAUAGUGCGCACAAACCAGCCUUUGAGGAAAGCAUUGCACCGACCUGAGACUUCAGGACGAUUGGUCAGUUGGUCAGUACAACUAGGAGAGCACGACAUCAGGUACGAGCCAAGGACAACUUUGAAAGCCCAGGCACUUGCGGACUUCGUGGCAGAGAUGACAGAGAAACCAUGCGACUCAGCAACCGAGGAGUUGACAUGGAACCUAUUCGUAGACGGAGCCUCCAGUGACCAAGGAGCAGGAGCAGGUGUAGUCCUAUUAGGACCUCACAAAAUCGCAAUUGAGUAUGCAGUACACCUAAGCUUCAAGGCUACCAACAAUGUGGCAGGUACAAACAUGUUUUAUUCAUUUCUCAGACAAAUAUUUCUGCCAUAUGCUAACAAUGUAGCAGAAUAUGAGGCCCUCUUAACAGGACUCGAAAUCGCGACUGAAGUAAAGGCAGAAAAGCUAAAAAUCCAUAGUGAUUCCCAACUAGUCACUAGCCAGGUGCUGGGACAAUUCCAAACCAAGGACCAAAACAUGGCGAAAUACAUGGCAAGAGCAAAGGAACAACUCAAGGAGAUCGAAAAAAACGGAGGACAGUGGGAUUCAUACCCAUCCCCAGAGAAGAGAACACUAGAGCAGACGCAAUAGCCAAGGCAGCCGCAGUGAAAAGCCAGCUAUAUGUAUCACUCCAAAUGAAGGAGGAGCGGUCAACACCAACGGUAG
Mercurialis annua (annual mercury) is the source of this 5272-nucleotide messenger RNA. RefSeq lists its product as uncharacterized. Bases 710 to 5197 code for a protein of 1495 amino acids. The transcript has 2 exons. NCBI's taxonomy places the organism in Eukaryota, Viridiplantae, Streptophyta, Magnoliopsida, Malpighiales, Euphorbiaceae. The record is from RefSeq and is a predicted model, not a curated record. Gene Ontology annotation, molecular function: nucleic acid binding; RNA-DNA hybrid ribonuclease activity.